Endocarpon pusillum Z07020 is the source of this 2655-nucleotide messenger RNA. RefSeq lists its product as uncharacterized. Gene Ontology annotation, biological process: regulation of DNA-templated transcription; DNA-templated transcription. Gene Ontology annotation, molecular function: DNA binding; zinc ion binding; DNA-binding transcription factor activity, RNA polymerase II-specific. The coding region runs from base 1 to 2655 and encodes 884 amino acids. The record is from RefSeq and is a predicted model, not a curated record. NCBI's taxonomy places the organism in Eukaryota, Fungi, Ascomycota, Eurotiomycetes, Verrucariales, Verrucariaceae. The transcript has 5 exons.
AUGGAUAAUCAGUCACGCAAUGGAAGUAUCGGCUUUGACGUCCCUGGCAUCACGAAUCAGCCGCCUCAGAUCUUUGGCGGCUUCAAUCUAGAUGGCACUCCCGCUGCGGCUGUUCUUCCUGGUCCAGUUUUUCAAGACCAUGGCGACGUCGGAAGUGCAGACGACAACGAUUCAAAGAGAAGGCGAAUUGCUAGAGCAUGCGAUAUGUGCCGGAGGAAGAAGAUUAAAUGUGAUGGGCGCAUGCCGAAAUGCUCACACUGUAUCAAUUACAAAACAGAGUGUGUGUUCACGCAGGUCGAGAAGAAAAGGAAUCCUCCGAAAGGUGCCAAGUACAUAGAGGGCCUAGAAAACCGGCUUGGUCGCAUGGAAGCCCUGCUUAAGAUGUCUGGGCUUCUUUCAGAAGAUGAUGGAGGGAAGACAGAUCUGGGAACCCUCGAAAAAAGGCUCGCAGAAAAGGCCAGUCCAAACGCCGACAAUUCCCGCCGAAACUCCCCAAAGAUAUCGAGUGGAACAGAGUCGUAUCACAGCACUCCGCAAAACCUGGAAAUACUCUCCAGUCCUCGUAUAUCCGUAGCCACCCCUGGCUCCGAGAAGGACAAGGAGAGAGAGAAAGAGAAGGAAGCUGAGGUCGAAGCCCUCUCAGAUAUGAUGUGUUCUCUAGUCACGAACAAUUGUGGCGAAACUAGAUAUAUUGGCUCAUCCUCCGGCUUCUCAAUUUUCUCGCCCAAGGGUAUCCAGUGGGUCAGUGAGAAGACAGGCGAUUCAUCCUUUCAGGACAUGAUAUCGUCUUCGUCUGUGGACGACAACAAAUGGAUAUACUGGAAGCCGGAGAUAUUCAGCGAUCUGUUUAUGAGGCGAGUCUUCAAGCCCCUUCCGCCAAAGGACGAGGCAUUGUCUCUGCUCAAAGACUACUUCGAAAACUUCAAUUGCAUGUUCCCACUUUUUCAUGAGCCUACCUUCAUGCAUCUGGUAGAGAGACAAUAUUCUCCACAGCCAUAUGAAGGAAGCGGUUGGUGGGCCAGCAUCAACGUGGCGUUGGCAAUUUCGCAUCGCUUAAGAGUGAUGAGCAAUCUUGUACCGGCAGAAGAGGAUCAAAAAGCAUGGCUGUAUCUCAAGAACGCUAUGGCAGUACUGACAGAGCUGACGAUGCGAAACACGGACUUGUUAAGCGUGCAAGCCUUGCUUGGAAUGUCAUUGUUCUUGCAAGGCACACCUAAUCCACAACCAUCAUUCUUCUUGAUUGCAGCAGCUGUCCGUCUGUCCCACAGCAUAGGCUUGCACAAGAGAGGGUCAGGGUUCAACCUCAACCCGGUCGAAGCGGAACAGAGGAAGCGAGUAUUUUGGAUCGGUUAUUUGCUGGACAAAGAUAUCUGCCUUCGAUCUGGACGACCUCCUGUACAGGAUGAUGAUGACAUGAACGUUGAACUACCUUCCGAAGAUCCACCUGACAACAUUGGCAAUAUUCCACUCGCGGAUGGGAAAGGCAAGACCAAUCUAUUCCGCUUGAUGUGCACCUUCGCCAUUAUUAGUAGUAAGGUGUACAAACGCUUGUAUGCAGUCAGUGCCUCGCGCCAGUCAGAUGGUGAGCUGCUGAACACGAUUGGUGAAUUGGAUAAAGAGCUUGAGGAGUGGAAGGAUGGGAUUCCAAUUGACUUUCGUCCGGAGCAUGAGAUCAAAGCGUCACACACGCCACUGAUCUUACACAUCGUGGUUCUCCAUUUCGCCUACUACAACUGCCUCACUACCAUUCACCGAAUGUCGGUUCAUCACGGAUAUUGGACCAGCCGACUUUCCAAUUAUGCUAUCCAGGGGCUCAAUGCCAGACCCCUAAACCCCCGGGUCUUCUCUUCAGCGGCGUUGUGUGUAUCAGCUGCAAGAGCGUCGAUCCAUCUCAUCAAGUAUAUACCACAAGGGGACUUUGCCUGCGUCUGGUUGAUUCUGUAUUUCCCCGUUUCUGCACUUGUCACCUUGUUUGCCAAUAUUCUUCAAAACCCUCAAGACCCUCGUGCUCGUGCUGAUGUAAAGCUGAUGAAUCUGGUGGUCAACUUCCUGUCCAUGCUGGUUUCCGAUGAAGAGAACGGGAGUGUCAGGCGCAUGCUGGGGAUCUGCUCAGAGUUUGAACGCAUCGCCAAAGUUGUCCUAGACAAGUCAGAGAAAGAGACACACUCCAGAAAGAAGAGAAAGCCAGCGGCUGAUGACAGCGCGAACGAUCCAUUGCCAAGACAAGCCAACGGUCAACGCUCAUCCCCCAGUCAACCUGAUCCACAGAGCAUGUCCACGGCAUCGGCUGCUUUUACACCUGGUAUGAGCGGUAUGUCGAACCCUUUGUUCAGUCCUUCGAUGAUGAAUGCGAAUGUCUACUCGCCACCACAGAUGUUGACAGGGCCGCCAAUGAUGCCUGGUUAUGAAGCCAAUUACAACGGCCUGAUGACGCCACCAAAUGGCUUGGCCAAUAGCAUUCUUGACGGACAGGAAAAUCCAAGCAAUAUGGCUUCUCCUUUGAACCUCGGUGCUUUCCAGCAGCCAUUCGUUCCCCAGGACUUGUGGCAAAUGCCAAUGACGCUUGAAUGGGAUUGGGCCGACAUGACCAAUACUGGAUUUCCUGGUUAUGAAAAUUCGGCCAAUGGAAUCGACGGUGGCAUAGCGCCACAAUAG